GGCCGCUGCGUCCUGCUACAGACCCUGCCCGCCACCGAGUUCGCCAGCAUCAACGGCGACGUGCGGCUGCUCACCCCCGACGUGGUGGAGGGCUGGUCGGACCUGGUGCAUUGCCCCUCGCAGCGCCUGCUCGACCGCCUGGUCCGCCGCUACGCUGAGACCAAGGACUCGGGCAGCUUCCUGCUCCGCAACCUUAAGGACUCGGAGCGCAUGCAGCUGCUCAUCACGCUGGCCUUCAACCCGGAGCCGCUCGUGCUGCAGAGUUUCCCAUCUGAUGAAGGCUGGCCAUUUGCAAAGUACCUGGGAGCAUGUGGAAGAAUGGUGGCUGUCAACUAUGUUGGAGAAGAAUUGUGGAGUUACUUCAAUGCACCGUGGGAAAAACGAGUUGACCUGGCGUGGCAGUUAAUGGAAAUAGCAGAACAACUGACAAACAAUGACUUUGAAUUUGCACUCUACCUCCUUGAUGUCAGCUUUGACAACUUCGCAGUUGGCCCUAGAGAUGGGAAGGUUAUCAUUGUAGAUGCAGAAAAUGUUCUGGUGGCAGACAAAAGGUUAAUCAAACAGAAUAAACCUGAAAACUGGGAUGUAUGGUACGAGAGCAAGUUUGAUGACUGUGAUAAAGAAGCUUGCUUGUCCUUCUCGAAAGAAAUUCUUUGUGCUCGUGCCACUGUGGACCACAAUUACUAUGCUAUUUGUCAGAACCUUUUAUCAAGACAUGCCACCUGGCGUGGCACUUCUGGAGGACUACUUCAUGACCCUCCACCUGAAAUUGCCAAAGAUGGCCGACUUGAGGCCUUGCUGGAUGAGUGUGCCAACCCAAAGAAGCGAUAUGGUAGAUUCCAAGCUGCAAAAGAACUACGUGAAUACCUUGCACAAUUAAGUAAUAAUGUGAGGUAGUCCAUUGUAAAUUAAUCUUCUUUUUAUAACACUGGCUAAAACACUAUUGCAAAGACAUGGAAAAAUGAGGUUUUGAACUCACAUAUAUUCAAAAACUUUUUUUUACAAAAAUUACACUAUCUGAUCAGUUAUAUAAAUACCAUAGACAUGUUAUGGUGUUUAGAGGAUGUUUCUCUGUAAACAGACAAGGUACUUAUCUAAUUAAAACUUGAUCUACUGUUGACUGUUCUCCCUGAUUGCCUAAGGAGUGGGUCAGAUAAGACUGUGAUAGCUUAAUUGACAGCUUGUCUGUCAAAGGGUACUUUACAUAAAACUGCAUUAGUAUCUGUUUUGUAAAGCUGAUGCUUUUACUUGGAAAGUCAAGUUAGACUGAUGGCCUGUUUUAAAGGCUUUUUCCUGAUGUCAUUGUCUCAUUUUUGUGUUCAAACACCUUACUGAAGUGGCAUUUAUAUACAUGCAGGUAAAUCUAGGGUGUCUGUUGCAUUGUUUCAGAUUUAACACGUUUUAUUUAAUACUGUGCAGUAUGUUAUUACUAUGAGUGCAGGAUUCACAUGUUUACUGUCUAAGUUCCUUCCACUGUGUCUUAUUGUUACAUUUUUAAAAAGGAUACAGGCAUUAAAGCAGACUCAUGGCAUAUGAAGCAUAAUCCAUUCAUAUUUUAUUUUUGUAAUUCUGCCAUUGUAGGUAUCACUUGAUAAUGUAGUUACUGUACAAAAUUUCAACCUUCCAUGCAAGUAUGUCCAUAUAGCCAUUCAGCAGGGAAUAGUUUGUAUGAACAAACAGUCAAUUUUAACUCGAGGGGAGAAUAUACUAAAAAUCAGUAGGGAUUAAAUGUAGGUUAAAAAUAAGAUCACUAGUCCAGUGUAGUAAAGCAUAAACCAAAGAAAAUGGUUAUAUGUAUAAGUCCCUACACUAGUUUUCAAGGGAAAUUAUGUACUGUAGUAACACUAAUCCUUUCUCAAAAUUCAAAUUUCUCAUUGAAAAACUUUUAAACUUUAGUUAAUGCUUGAGGAAAAUCCAAAUUUAAAUUUAGGGAACUGCCUAGCAGGCUAGCAUUUGUUUGUCAUUCACAAUUCUGCUGAAUUCACAAUGUAAUAAAGUUUACUGAAUGUCUAUCCAUUGGGUUAGUAGUUAAGCUGAUUAUGCCGUAUUCACACUAGAGACUUUGCUUUGAAAUAAGUUUCACUAUUUUGAAUUGCAGUAAAAAUGGUCCCUUUAAUGAUUACUGUAAACCUGAGAUUGCAUCCGUAAAUAAGAAUUUGCAUAACAUGAGUCACUAUCAAAAUGACUUAUUUUCUUGGAAGCCUUUUUCCCCUCUUAUACAAUAGCUACUGUAGUGCUUCAUUUACCUGAAGUGUCAUAAAAUUCUAUUUCUAAGUAAAUACUUCUAGGAUAUGUGUAAUUUUUUAAUUGCUUGCAGCAGUAGCAAAGGAAAAGAAGUAACAGUUGUACAUCAAAAACCAUGGUACAGUAUUAAACAUUUUUGAAUGAAGUGGGUAUGCACCACCACUUAUGACAGUCAGCAUGAGUAUCAACUGCUGUGUCAAAGACAGAUGGAAAUUGCUGCUAUACCAAAAUUCCUGUAGGAGCUGGGUGAAGAAAAAAAGUAAAUGUAUAAUUCAACACUGAUUGGGUCAUUUUUCUCAAAGCAGGAGGGUGCAGUAUGGGGAAGUACUGCUAUAUAAAGAUGCAAACCUUUAUCAGAUUUGUUAGAUGAAUAUGUUAAUGACUGUUGUGCACAGCUCUAGAUUUUCACUUUGAAUCUGUUUUACCUAUGUAAUCAUACUUUACUGCAGCUCACUUGUCUUAAUUUUGUUUUCAGAAACUAAUAUGACACUUGCUUCACUUCCCCUUUUCCUUUUUCCCUUUCUUUUUGCUGUCUCUGGCUUUUUGGUUUUUGUUUUUGCUAUUGUAAGUCU
This is a messenger RNA of Pelodiscus sinensis (Chinese soft-shelled turtle), 2816 nucleotides long. RefSeq names its product divergent protein kinase domain 2A (gene DIPK2A). The record is from RefSeq and is a predicted model, not a curated record. Gene Ontology annotation, cellular component: COPI vesicle coat. Gene Ontology annotation, biological process: regulation of phosphatidylinositol 3-kinase/protein kinase B signal transduction; cardiac muscle cell proliferation. NCBI's taxonomy places the organism in Eukaryota, Metazoa, Chordata, Testudines, Trionychidae.